AUGGGGAUCUCCACAGUCAUCCUUGAAAUAUGUCUUCUAUUGGGUCCAGUUCUAUCUACAGAUUCGUGGACCCCAUCAACUGCAACCACUCUGGGUCCUGUUUACAACCCCACCGGUUCAGGCUCCAAUUAUUCCUGUGGAGGUGUCCUGUCCCAAUCUUCAGGGAGAAUUUCCAGCCCAUUGUACCCUGGGAUGUAUCCGAACAACGCCAAGUGCGUGUGGGACAUUGAAGUUCCAAACAACUACCGCGUGACUGUGGUCUUCACAGAUGUCCAGCUUGAAGGUGGCUGUAACUACGAUUAUAUCGAAGUGUUCGACGGCCCCUACAACGGAUCCCGUCUGCUCAGCCAAGUCUGUGAUGGGUCAAGUGGCUCCUUCACCUCGUCAUCCAACUCUUUGUCCAUUCGCUUUGUUAGUGAUGGCAGCAUGGCGAAGAGAGGGUUCGAGGCUGAAUACUACUCCAGUCUUUACAUUGGGAUGACAAAGCUGCUUUGCCGGCAGGAUCACAUGCAAGCCAGCGUGAGCACGGGCUACCUCCAAUCCCUGGGCCACUCUGCCAGGGACCUUGUCAUUCCCAGCUCGAACGGGAGCUACCAGUGUCAGCCCCAGAUCACAUCAAGCCACGUGACCUUCACAAUUCCUUACUCCGGCUGUGGCACCAUCGAGCAGGUGGAUAAUGACACCAUCAUCUACUCCAACUUCCUCAAAGCAGCUGUUUCAACUGGCAUCAUCAAGAGGAAGAAGGACGUCCACAUUCAUGUCAGCUGCAAAAUGCUCCAGGAAACCUGGGUUAACGUGAUGUACAUUGCUAAAGACUCCCUCGAGGUCAAGAACAUAAAAUACGGCAAUUUUGACAUGAACAUUUCCUUUUUUACCUCCUCUUCAUUCUUGCACCCCGUGACCAGCAGCCCAUACUACGUGGACCUGAACCAGGAUUUGUACCUUCAGGCUGAAAUCCUCCAUCCUAACACCUCCCUGGCCUUAUUUGUGGACACGUGUGUGGCUUCACCGAAUCCCAGUGACUUUACAUCUUUGACUUAUGAUCUCAUCCGGGGAGGGUGUGUGAAGGACGAAACCUACCAGUCCUAUGACCAGCCCUCACCCCACAUGGUCCGCUUCAAGUUCAGUUCCUUCCACUUCCUGAGUCUCCCCUCCGUGUACCUGUACUGCAAGAUGGUCGUGUGCAGGGUGAACAAUGCCUCCUCCCGCUGCCGCAGAGGCUGUGUUGUGAGGGCCAAGAGGGAAGUGGGCUCCUACCAGGGGAAGAUGAAUUUCGUCCUGGGACGCAUGCAGCUGUAGGUCCCGCUUAGUGAGGAUAGGAGCCUAGACCGGGCGGUGGUUGACGUGCAGGAAGAGGCCAUCCCCCAGGGGAGCUACCACAGUACCACCAUCCUUGCUGGGGUCUUCCUGGUCGUGGUCUUGGCCGUAGCAGCCUUCACACUGUGGGGGGGCACCCGUGCUGCCCACGGCCAGCCUCCGAGCACUAGGAUGUGAAGCAGGAGAACACAUGCGGUGCUCAGAGAUAGGCCCCCUGCUCUGGAGCCCAAGUGAGGGAGGAAGAAACCAGUGUCCACAGCGUGGCGCCCAGGGCACCCAACUUGAUUUAAGUCUGGCCCAGGUGCACGGCGGGGGGUGGGUGGAGGUGUAGGUGAGAAAGAUGGGAGCAGCCUUCCCCAGAAACACAGGCUGGGCACUGGGACAAAAUGUCAGGCUCCAGGUGCCAGAACCCAAAAUCCCGCGUGCAGCUGAGAGCCACACACGGGGAGCAGCAGUGCUUUUUCCAGCUGGAGUUUCUUUUCUGACCUUUUAUGAACCAGCUUCUUAGGCCUGUAGUGUAUAUCUUAGC
Messenger RNA from Hippopotamus amphibius kiboko, 1846 nucleotides. RefSeq names its product deleted in malignant brain tumors 1 protein-like. Gene Ontology annotation, cellular component: cell surface. NCBI's taxonomy places the organism in Eukaryota, Metazoa, Chordata, Mammalia, Artiodactyla, Hippopotamidae. The record is from RefSeq and is a predicted model, not a curated record.